Messenger RNA from Phragmites australis (common reed), 1681 nucleotides. RefSeq lists its product as uncharacterized. The coding region runs from base 279 to 1127 and encodes 282 amino acids. The record is from RefSeq and is a predicted model, not a curated record. Gene Ontology annotation, molecular function: ubiquitin binding. Lineage: Eukaryota; Viridiplantae; Streptophyta; Magnoliopsida; Poales; Poaceae. The transcript is spliced from 5 exons.
AAACCCAACCCAACCAAGCAAGCAAGCAAUUCUGAAUUCCCCAUCUCCGAGCCGGCCACCUCACGGCUAGCCGCUCGACGCACGCCUCCUCCGAUCCCCAAGCCCAAGCCCGAGCCCGAGCCCGCCGUGGAUCGUCGCGUGAGGAGGGGGUCACCGGCCGGAUCACGACGGGACAGAUGGUCGCCGGCGCCGGCGGGGGCGAGUAGUGCGGCGACGGCGGCGGGUGGUGACGGACGGAUAGGCGGCGUCGUGAGGCCGGGGCGUGGGCGGGGGCCACCAUGUCUGCGGUAGUGUGCGGCAAGAGGUCCUCCUCCAUCUUCGCCGACGAGCUCAUCGCUUCCUCUUCCUCCCCUCCCUCCCCUCCCCACCACCACCCCGCCAAGCGGUCCCGCUGCUCCCCGGCCCGCGCCUUCGACGACGCUGCGCGAAGAAGGGAAGCGCUGCUCCAUCAUCUCUUCACCCUCUUCCCCCUCAUGGAUCCCCAGGUGCUUGAAAGAGCUCUUGAGGCAUGUGGAGACGAUUUGGAUUCUGCAAUAAAGAGUUUAAAUGAGUUGCGCCUGGAGCCAGCUGAGGCUAUCCUAUCAGCUACUGUUUGUGAAUCUGAGAAUGGCCUAUCAACAGCUCUUAAGUUGGCAGCGGAAGAUGCUGUUAGUAAUGGCCAUUUAGAUGUAACUGAAAACCCACCUGCAACUGAUAAUUGUCAGACUAGUCAUCAUAGCUCUGAAUGGGUUGAGCUAUUCGUCAGAGAGAUGAUGAGCUCCUCUGACAUAGAUGAUGCACGAGCUCGCGCCUCCAGGGCUUUGGAGGUGUUUGAAAAGUCCAUCAUGGAGCAAAUAGGGGCUGAAGCAGGGCAGAACUUGCACAGGGAAAAUGUGAUGCUAAAGGAGCAACUGGCAAUAAUUCUGCGAGAGAAUGCUGUUCUGAAGCGGGGUGUUGCAAUACAACAUGAGCGCCAAAAAGAGUUUGAUGUGAAGACUCAGGAGGUUGACAGCCUGAAACAGUUAGUUUUGAAGUAUCAGGAGCAGCUAAAAACUCUUGAGAUAAAUAAUUAUGCACUUAGAGUGCAUCUGAAUCAGGCUCAGCAGAACAGUUCUAUGCCUGGGCGGUUCCCUCCUGAUGUCUUCUAAUAAACCUCAGGGGCUAUAUCCCUCAUACCGAACACCCUGAGAUAUGAAGUGAGGGAUUAACCUAUUGCCACUGUGAUAGGUAGACUCGACACCUUUAGGCAGAGAGCUUAAUUGCUGCAUAUAUCACCAAUCAUCGGACAUAUGCAACACAAAGCAUUGAUGUUAAGGUGUGCCCCAGGAAGUGUAGAUGAAAUGCACUCGGUGCUUAGUGCUUGUAAAGUUGGUUUUUGUGGGUUUGAAAUAUUUCCGCAGCACUAUGUAACUAUGGAAAUGUCAAGCUAGGGAGAGGGAUUCACAUGUUGCUACUGUGAUAGGUAGGACACCUUUAGGUCGAGAGCUGAGAUGUUGCAUAUAUCACCAAUUCAUCGGACAUAUGCAACAAUGAAGCGUCAAUGUUAAGGUACAGAAAUCCUGUGCUCCAGGAAGAGUUCAGAUAACGACAUGUUAGGGUAAUAGGGUUGGCGGUGCUCUUGGUGCUAUUGCUUACCGUUGUUGCGGGUUUGAAUUGUAAGAACAGAUAUUGUAAUACAAAGAAUCAAACAACAUGUUGCUUA